Molecule: messenger RNA, 5245 nt
Organism: Myripristis murdjan (pinecone soldierfish)
Lineage: Eukaryota; Metazoa; Chordata; Actinopteri; Holocentriformes; Holocentridae
Product: roundabout homolog 2
Exons: 26
Coding region: 488-4594 (1368 amino acids)
Biological process (GO): cell adhesion
Cellular component (GO): membrane
Molecular function (GO): protein binding
Source: RefSeq, a predicted model, not a curated record
UUCACACAAGCCGACGCCGCAUCCUGCAACAGCUUGAAGAAUAACAAUUAGCGCCGCGUUAUUUGUUUUUUGUUGUUGUUGUUUUUUAUGACAAGGCUACACCACAAACAGACACAGGCAUCUUUUGUUGCGCCCAUGACGUCAGCAGGGCAUCUUAAGAGUGAACUCAGUGCGUUAAGACAUGGAUUUGUGCGCGCCCAUGCGGGGGCGAAGUGAUGCUGCUGAGUUUUGUUAGAUUUCUCGGGGCGAUUCUGUCAUGGGUUUCUGGGAGUUCCAUCAAAGUUUUGCGGGGUGAUUUUAUUCGCUUGAGAUAUCCCAGCUGAGGUCCUCCCUCCUCGGCGUGCCGUUCACCUGGCUCGGUGAGACUCGGGCGCUGCUCAGGACUCUAUGUGGCAGGAGAUUUGGUGUGGCUGAAAAAUUGACACAAGUGGACUAUCGAGUCGAGAGCCUUCCAGACACGAGUGGAUGUGCCAUCGGGAGUGUGGAGAUGAACUUUGGAAAUUUUCUACUGGUGGCUUUCUCAUUCAUCCCUGUGGCCUCAGGGUCCCGGGCACGGUUUGAGGACAGCCCGCCUCGGAUCGUGGAGGACCCCUCGGAUUUGAUUGUCUCCAAAGGGGAGCCUGCGACCCUCAACUGUAAGGCAGAGGGCCGACCCACUCCUAAUAUAGAGUGGUAUAAGGAUGGGGAGCGUGUGGAAACGGACAAAGAUGACCCACGCUCUCAUCGCAUGCUCCUGCCCAGUGGCUCCCUCUUCUUCCUGCGUAUCGUACACGGGCGCCGGAGCAAACCAGAUGAGGGUGUCUAUACCUGCGUAGCCCGCAACUACCUGGGAGAGGCCAUUAGUCAUAAUGCAUCCCUGGAAGUUGCUGUCCUGAGGGAUGACUUCCGGCAGGCCCCGAGCGAUGUGGUCGUGGCUGCCGGAGAGCCCGCGGUCCUGGAGUGUGUGCCUCCUCGCGGUCACCCUGAGCCCACCGUGUCCUGGAAACGCAACAACGUCCGCGUCAGCACCAAGGACGAACGCAUCUCUAUGCGUGGGGGCAAACUGAUGAUCUCUCACACAAGGAAAAGUGACGCUGGCAUGUAUGUUUGUGUGGGCACUAAUAUGGUCGGAGAAAGGGACAGCGAUCCUGCAGAGCUGGUGGUGUAUGAGCGCCCUGUGUUGAUUCGGAGGCCGGUGAACCAGGUGGUAAUGGAGGAGGAGACGGUCGACUUCAUGUGCGAUGUGCACGGAGACCCCGCCCCCACCGUGCGAUGGCGCAGGGAGGAGGGUGAGCUUCCCCGGGGCAGGUUUGAGAUCCGUAAUGACAACAGCCUGCGUCUGCUCAGGGUGAGAGAGGAGGACGAAGGAACGUACACCUGCACCUCGGAGAACAGCGUGGGCAAGACGGAGGCCUCGGCCAUGUUGCAGGUCCACGUACCACCCCAGAUUGCCAUUAAGCCCCGGGACCAGAUUGCUACCCAGGGGAGGAGCGUCGCCUUCCAAUGCGGCACCACAGGAAACCCUCCACCUGCCAUCUUCUGGCAGAAAGAGGGCAGCCAGAUGCUGCUGUUCCCUGGCCAGCCGCCAUCACAGUCCGGUCGUUACUCUGUGUCCAUGAGUGGGGAGCUGACCAUCACUGAUGUGCACCCUGAAGACUCGGGUUUCUAUAUCUGCCAGGCCAUCAGUGUGGCAGGAAGCGUGCUGACCAAAGCCCUGCUUGAGGUGGAGGGCGGUCCUUCAGGCCAUGUCCCACCAAUCAUCCGCCAAGGCCCAGCCAAUCAGACCGUAUCUGUGGGGUCGGUGGCACAACUACAGUGCCGUGUAAUCGGCGGGCCCUCAGUCAGGAUUUCAUGGGAGAAGGAUGGAGAGAAAAUUCAGGCAGAUAAACCUCGAAUGACCUUGAUGGAGAAUGGCACGUUGCAAAUCACCAACAUAAAGGACACAGACUCUGGGAUGUACACAUGCGUGGUUUCCAGUGCCACAGGGGAGUCGAGCUGGAGUGGGAUGUUGACUGUCAGAGAGGAUGGAGUUUCCUCCAUAUCGAGGGUCUCUGAGUCCAUCCAGCUGCCGGGGCCGCCCCAGAAGCCCGUGGUGACCGAGGUGACCAAGAACACCGUCACCCUCACCUGGCAGUCCAACCCCCAUGAGGGCGGGGCAGCCGUCACCUCCUACGUCAUCGAGGCCUUCAGCCAAUCCGUGGGCAGCACCUGGCAGACAGUUGCAGACCAUGUGAAGCAGGAGAAGCACACAGUCAUCGGGCUCUUUCCCAACACAGUUUAUCUGUUUAUUGUGCGAGCUGUAAACUCUUACGGCCUCAGUGACCCCAGUCCGAUCUCUGAGCCGGUCAGAACACAGGAUGGGAGUCCUGCAGAACAGGGUGUGGACCACAGACAGGUGCAGAGAGAAUUAGGAGAAGUGUCUGUCUACCUGCAGAAGCCUGUCGUUCUCUCUCCUACCAGUGCCAAGAUUUCUUGGACCGUAGCCCGGCAGUCUCGGUAUGUCCAGGGUUACCGUAUAUUUUACCGGACCAUCGGCAGCUCCUGGUUGGUCCAGGAUGUGGAGGCCAAGCCUGAGCACAGCGCCAUCUUAACGGAUCUGCGCAGCACCACCGAGUACGAGGUCAAAAUCCGCCCGUACUUCAAUGAGUUACAGGGCCUUGACAGUCUUAUGGUUCUCCUGCGUACACCGGAGGAGGUAUUAAGCGCUCCCCCACAAGCUGUAUCAGUGGUGCAGCUCAGCAACAGCUCCAGUAUCAGCGUGUCCUGGGAGCCUCCGCCGCAUAACAUUCAGAGCGGCAUCAUUCAAGAGUACAAGGUGUGGUGUGUGAGCAGCGACCUGGAGAGAGAGCACCAGAUUAACCGGACGGUGGACGGAUCGGUUCUGUCCAUCCUGCUGACAGGCCUGCUGCCUGACGUCCACUACAGUGUUGUGGUGGCUGCUGUCACCAGCCUGGGUGUGGGCGCCCAGAGCCCACCUGUCAACCUGCUUCUCUCCAUGCCAGUGGACAAGUCUUCCACUCCUGUGCAGAAAGGCAGCAGCCUCAGCCUGUCAGAGCAGAUCGCAGACGUCGUCCGCCAGCCGGCCUUCAUUGCCGGACUGGGUGUGGCCUCGUGGCUCGUUCUGAUGGGCUUCAGUGGUUGGCUGUACUGUCGCCACCGCAGGAGGAAGCAGCUCGGACACUACACCACCUCCUUCGCAUACACACCUGCAGUGGGCUUCGCUCAUGGUGAAGGAUCUGGGAUCAUCAAUGGAGGGCCUGGCAUGUUGGGAUCCAACAUGGGCAACUACCCCUGGCUGGCCGACUCCUGGCCCGCUCCCAACCUCACACACAACAGCAAAGACUCAGUCAACUGUUGCUCCGGCAAGCUGGACUCGGAUAGAUAUUACAACGUUGGUAUCCACGGCUACCCGAGCCAGUCAGAGAAAUACAGCACGGCCUCCAAUGACAGUCCCAUCUACAGCACCAUCAACACGGCCGCUGACGAGGACCUGCUGGCGUAUUAUGACACCUACUCCAGCGCAUCCUACAAUCAGGGCCCCGACCCGUAUGCCAGCACCCCGGUCCUGUCAAACAGUGGCCUGGUGGGUCUGAAGCAGGACCUGGACCAGUGGACCAUCCAGUCUGGUCAGUCUGGGGCUGAAUAUGCAAAGCUCCAGUACUCCAGGACAACAGAUCGUAAAGACAAACUGGUGAAACAGAGAUCUACCGGGUCCUCGUCCAAGCCGGCUCCUCUCAACUGGGUGGACGUUCUGUCUGUGCCCCUGCAUGCCGGCACGGACACAGGCCAUCCAAAGAGAGACCAGGACGAGGAGCAACCCAGCUCGGAGGAGGACGAUGAGGACUGGUGUCCUCCACUGCCGGCCAGAACGUACCUGAUGGACAAUUCAAGGGAGGAACUGUCUGGCCUGUCUUGCAGAGGAGAGGAGCUGUGCUACAGUCUGCAGGCUGCAGCCACGCUGCCGUCUCCCCCACAACAAAGCACACACAGGCCCAGUGACAGUCCCCGGCUGCAGCACUUUGACCUGCUGGACCGCCACCGGAUGGCUUCCCAGGUCACCAAGUCCAACCCAGAUCUGUUUGCCAACAAGGAGGUCGGAGAUGUCAGCGAGGUGUACCACACCAGCCAAUGGGCAGAUGAUUUCAACGGGGAGAACGCUGGAAAAGGACAAUCUGCCGCUCUGCCUGCCGAGUCAAGCCCUGCAGUCCCGGCUCACAGAACCAGGACUAAGAAGAAAACCCCCAAGGACGGACAACUCAGGCGAGAACUGCACAACCAAGCAGAUCUUCCUCCACCACCGGCCCCUCCCCCCACAGAUGAUUCCCUGCAGCUCUUGGCUGAUGUGUUGAGUUGCAGCCGAACAGACAGUGAACGAAGGGAGGGGAUCGGCUCGCCCAUCCUUCAGAGGAGGGGAGAGCACUUCUCACCCCAGAAGAGAGGCCCUACAAAGUGGUUAUCAGAGGAUGAGAAUGUAAUCCCAUACGGCCAGUCCAGCUUCCUGCCCAAGGUCCAGAUGUCAGGCUAUGGGUCGCUGGGUGGAGGGGUCUAUCCACGGUCCUCCACUGGGCCCCGGGGCCCCGCCGCUGGUCGGAGGUCAGAUGAGAACCUCAUAUAGACAGAGCGGCAGAUUAUGUGACACGACAUCCUCCUUUUUCCCUCUCUGAUUUCCUGUCUUUGCGAACCAUCAAUCUGUUGCCAUGGUAUCUUAUGACAAACUGAAGACAAAAGGGAAAAUGUCAAGGCUUGCCAUCUGCCUUCUCACUAACUAUUGCUAUUUGUAUUCAUUUUUUUAAUUUAUUAAUUAUUCUUUCUUUGUGACUUCCUGCCCCACCACAUGUAUAUAGACAUCUUUACAACUUUUUAAAAAUGUGAUCUGAUACAGUACUGAAAUGGAUCUGGGGUUAAAAAAAAAAAAAAAAAAGUAUUUUUAGGAAAUGGGAUUGAAAUGUAACUAUUACAUAUUGUACAGCAGAUUAUUGAAUGUAACUACCGUUUACUCUUGACCAUGAAUCCAUGAUGAUGUUUGUUUGAUGAAAGGUUGGAAAAGACAUGAGGCAAAAAACUUGUUAAUAAGCCAUUGUGUGGGUGUGUAUGAGUGUGUGCAUCAGUGCAUGUGUGCAGUGUUUGUGUGUGUGUGUGUGUGUGUGUGUGUGUGUUAGUGUUAUCUCUCAUCUCUGUGACUGUGUACUGUACCCUCGUUGAUCACCAGUGUUAGUUCUGUCGAGAUUUUUAAACUGACCAAUAAAAGAUUUGUUACAAAACUGUU